Miscanthus lutarioriparius is the source of this 2151-nucleotide messenger RNA. Lineage: Eukaryota; Viridiplantae; Streptophyta; Magnoliopsida; Poales; Poaceae. The record is from the annotation of a GenBank genome assembly.
AUGGCCACCGCGGACCGGACCCGGACUUUCAUGAAGGACGUCAAACGCGUCAUCAUCAAGGUGGGCACUGCAGUUGUCACGAGGCAUGAUGGACGAAUUGCUUUGGGUAGGCUAGGGGCUCUUUGUGAGCAGGUGAAGGAGCUGAACGCCCUAGGAUACGAGGUGAUCAUUGUGACCUCAGGUGCUGUUGGUGUGGGGAAGCAGAGGCUCAAGUACAGGAAGCUUGUCAAUAGCAGCUUUGCUGAUCUGCAAAAGCCACAGAUGGAGCUGGAUGGAAAGGCUUGCGCUGCCGUUGGACAGAGUGGCCUCAUGGCUCUUUACGAUAUGCUAUUUACUCAACUUGAUGUAUCCUCUUCCCAACUUCUUGUGACAGAUAGUGAUUUUGAGAACCCAAACUUCCGGGAGAGGCUCCGUGAAACUGUUGAGUCACUAUUAGAUCUUAAAGUUGUACCAAUAUUUAAUGAAAAUGAUGCCAUCAGCACUAGAAAGGCUCCAUAUGAGGAUUCAUCUGGUAUAUUUUGGGAUAAUGACAGUUUAGCUGGCCUUUUGGCUAUAGAACUUAAAGCAGAUCUCCUUGUUCUACUCAGUGACGUCGAUGGCCUCUACAGUGGUCCACCAAGUGAACCUCAAUCAAAGAUAAUACAUACCUACAUCAAAGAGAAAUAUCACAAUGAGAUUACUUUUGGCGAUAAGUCACGUGUAGGUAGAGGAGGAAUGACAGCCAAAGUGAAGGCUGCUUUCGUGGCUUCAAACAGUGGCACACCUGUUGUUAUUACAAGUGGAUUUGCAUCUCAGAGCAUUGUUAGAGUUCUCCAAGGAGAGAAAAUUGGUACUCUCUUUCAUAAGGACGCAAGUCUGUGGGAACCAUCCAAAGAUGUUAGUGCUCGCGAGAUGGCUGUCUCUGCAAGAGAAUGUUCAAGGCGUCUCCAGAAUUUGUCAUCGGAUGAGCGCAAGAAAAUAUUGCUAGACGUUGCAGAUGCUUUGGAAGAAAAUGAGGAUGUGAUUAGAACCGAGAAUGAAGCUGAUGUAGCUGCAGCACAAGAUGCUGGAUAUGAGAAAUCUUUGGUUUCUAGGUUGACUUUGAAGCCAGGAAAGAUAGCAAGCCUUGCAAAAUCCAUCCGCACUCUUGCAUAUAUGGAAGACCCAAUCAACCAGAUACUCAAAAGAACAGAGGUUGCUGAAGAUUUAGUCCUUGAGAAAACAUCUUGCCCGUUGGGUGUGCUAUUGAUCGUUUUUGAGUCCAGGCCUGAUGCCUUGGUCCAGAUUGCGUCGUUAGCAAUUCGAAGUGGCAAUGGUCUUCUCCUGAAAGGUGGAAAAGAAGCCAUGAGAUCAAACACAGUAUUGCAUAAGGUUAUAACUGGUGCAAUUCCUAGCAAUGUUGGUGAAAAACUUAUUGGACUUGUUACAAGUAGAGAUGAAAUCGCUGAUUUGCUAAAGCUUGAUGAUGUCAUUGAUCUUGUCAUUCCAAGAGGCAGCAAUAAACUGGUUUCACAAAUCAAGGCAUCAACUAAGAUCCCUGUCCUUGGUCAUGCUGAUGGUAUUUGUCAUGUAUACAUCGACAAAUCAGCUGACAUGAAUAUGGCAAAACGAAUAGUGAUGGAUGCUAAAAUUGAUUACCCAGCAGCCUGCAAUGCUAUGGAGACAUUGCUUGUUCAUAAAGAUCUUAUAAAGGCUCCAGGUCUUGAUGACCUACUGCUCUCUCUCAAAAUAGAAGGAGUUACUCUUUAUGGAGGGCCUGUUGCACAUGAACUAUUGUGCAUUCCAAAAGCAGAUUCAUUCCAUCAUGAAUAUAGCUCUAUGGCCUGCACAAUUGAGUUCGUUGAUGAUGUACAGUCAGCAAUUGACCAUAUACAUCGCUAUGGAAGUGGACAUACAGAUUGCAUUGUUACUACAGAUGAUAAAGUAGCAGAAACUUUUCUGCGCCAAGUUGAUAGUGCUGCUGUAUUUUAUAAUGCGAGCACACGAUUCUCUGAUGGGGCUCGUUUUGGAUUGGGUGCUGAGGUUGGCAUAAGCACAGGGCGCAUACAUGCUCGUGGGCCCGUGGGUGUUGAAGGUCUGUUAACAACACGCUGGAUCAUGCGAGGGAGUGGGCAAGUGGUGAACGGUGACAAGGAUAUUGCAUACACCCAUAAGAACCUUCCUUUGCAAUGA